ACUGUAACAAGACAAUUUAAACAAGGUUAGGUAGCAUACGACCUUAAAAAAAAAUAGCAUCCCACUAACCCGCAUGGAGUCCACGGUGCCAUGGUUCGUGCCACGAAUCACUGGGGUGGUUUGGGCUUUCUUAGUAUGGAAACGAAUCGGCAAAAUAAAGUGGUAAGAUAAACUUAUCGAUGUAAGUGACAUUAAUAAAUAAGGGUUUUAUUUGUUAAGUAUUGAAAGUUUAACCAGAAUUCCUUAAAAGGCAAUUAUUCCUUCCCCGCACUGCUCCUGUAGCUUAAUUUAAGGAUUCUAUUGAUGCAAAACCCUGGUUGUUGAUGCCAAAGAAUGGAGGGUGGAGGAAGGGUCUGCUGCUUUUCUUGGAUACAAAUUUGCAUUUCUUCAAACAUUAAACAGAUGUAUGCAUUCCCUUGAGCUUUCACAUAUAUCAUAACCUGCCUUCAGGAAAAUAUGUACCAUAUGAGGUGACUGUGUUUAUCUUUAAUAUAUUGAAUCUAAAUAUAUACUGAGUCAACUAUUUGGGUGAGAGAAUGUGGUGAGGUGUGCCCCCCCCCCAAGCAAAGUACAUAAAUAUAUAUAGCUCCAUUAUUUUAAGUGUACUGAGGAUUUUCUUUUUCAAAGACACCCUUAAAAAACCGCUUCUAGCUACAAGGAAGGAAUCUUCUGGGCAGUUUUGGGGUUAGAAAGAGGGCAAUAUUUAAAAAAUUAGACAUUGCUUUUAAGAUUAUAGCAGAGUAGACAAUGUCAGCCAGUCUUUGCUGCCUGGACUGACAUUUAAAAAAUUAAAUUCAGUGGCUACAGUUUUUUCUUCUGUUUACUAGAUUUCAUGCUCGAAUGCAUAUCAUUAUUUUCUCUUCCUUUAAAAUUAACACUGAAAGGAUAUGUUUUUGUUUUGCCCCUCCCCCCCAAUUUAAUUGCUUCACUUGAAAAAAAAGGAAAAGAGCAAAUGAGAGAUGGAGAUUGUAACGUUGUAAUUGAUACCAAUUUAUUCAGCUAUUUACGCCUUACAGUGAAAAUGAAGUGCUAUUCAGAUGCAAUUUUAGUCCAAAAUGGUGGUUCUUUAAAAUGAUAAAUAAAGGUCCUAAUCGUGUUCCAUGUAUGUUCUCUGGGCAGCAUAUAUCUUCUUUGUGGUAUAAUCUGAGGUGUUUAAAAGCACUGUAUUCUGAGAUAUUCUUCUCCCCUUUUGAGCUUUUGGACUCCUAAAUCUCACUCUAACGCAUUAAGAAAAUCAUCACCGAAAAAUUAAGUUGGGGCAUUUGUGUCUUGGGUGUUAAUAUUUUGAAUAAUUUAGAUGUGGAAAUUUUGGUCUCGUGCAUAUAAUUUGGGGUCUUGUGAUGAAUAUUUAUGAUGAACAUGACUAAAUUCAGGGUUACGUUAGGAAAGCAGUUCCUCCCUGCCAUAGAAUUUCUUUUUUUGCAAGGUCUCCAAAAUAUAUCUGCCAAUUUAAGAAACCUUUAUUGGGCACCUGCUUUUUUGCACUCUGUUGAAUAAGAAUAGUAGGUGAAAUUAUACGCGCCUUUUAAAUUUUUACUAGGAAGAGAGCCUGUAGGCAAUACGUUGUUACUACUAAUAGAUGUUUAUCUUCUAGGUUGAAGUUGGGCGAAGAUUAGACCCCUUUUUAGAAAGGUGUUCCUGAACACCACUGACAACACGGUUCUGACAGUAUUUCAUGACUUGAGGGGGCCUGAGCAUGUUGAAGAAAGAGUGAAGCAGCUGGUCGGGGAGGAUGGAAGAGCCAUUAGAGAUGGAUGGCGACAGUGCUACCACAGAUGCUUCUCAGCUCGGCAUCUCCGCGGACUACAUCGGAGGAAGCCACUAUGUCAUACAGCCUCAUGAUGAUACUGAGGACAGCAUGAACGAUCAUGAAGACACAAAUGGUUCAAAAGAAAGUUUCAGAGAACAAGAUAUCUAUCUUCCAAUUGCAAAUGUAGCAAGGAUAAUGAAAAAUGCCAUACCUCAAACAGGAAAGAUUGCAAAAGAUGCCAAAGAAUGUGUUCAAGAAUGUGUAAGUGAGUUCAUCAGCUUUAUAACAUCUGAAGCAAGUGAAAGAUGCCAUCAAGAGAAACGGAAGACAAUCAACGGAGAAGAUAUUCUCUUUGCCAUGUCGACCUUAGGCUUUGACAGUUACGUAGAACCCCUAAAACUAUACCUUCAGAAAUUCAGAGAGGCUAUGAAAGGAGAAAAAGGAAUUGGUGGAACAGUCACAGCUACAGAUGGACUAAGUGAAGAACUUACAGAGGAAGCAUUUACGAACCAGUUACCAGCUGGCUUAAUAACUGCAGAUGGUCAGCAACAAAAUGUUAUGGUUUAUACGACGUCGUAUCAACAGAUUUCUGGUGUGCAACAAAUUCAGUUUUCAUGAUCUGAAGAAAUGGUGGCAUGGGGAGUGGAGAGAAGCAAAAGAGUCUGUACGAUUCUGGAAACAGAGACAUUAGAAGGAAGUGACUGGAGAAAAGAUGUCUCUUUGUAUAUUAAAUAGCUGUAAUGUAGCUUCCUGAUGCUUGACUAAUUGAGGUGUUAAUUCUGACUUGAGAAUCUUUUUCAUGAAUGAUUUUAAAGAAAAAUUUGGAUUUUAAAGGUAUUAAAAUAUUUUUGUUUUGUACGAGAGUUUGUUGCUCUGUAUGACUCCUGUAUGCAUUGUAUAUUGCAAUUUAUUACUGUCAGAGAUUUGUAGACAGUUUCUUAUUUUCAUAUUGAAUCAUGUUACUUUUGUAAUUCAAGUAAGCAGCUGGGUUAAUUCAUGAUGUUUGCCCUUUUAAUAAAAUUUAAGGGUAGAGUUCAUUUUGAAUGCAAGUUGCCUUUAUUAUAAAUUUGAGUUUGUCUUGGUUAUAUAAUAUCUUGCAUGGUAACCUAGCUAGAUUUUUAGCAUUUGCCAUAUUUAUUAAAAUUAAUUUUUUGUAAAACAUUCAUAGCUUAAGCAGCACCAUUUUUUAAAAAUGUAAUUGACAAAUUAAGUGUGAAUGCAGAAGCAAACAUUGUCUGCCCUAUUAAACUUGGUGCCCAUUAACAGUGUUUACACUGUUCAUUGUGCCUGUUAAGAUAGUUUUAGUUUAUUGGAACUUUUGUUAAGACCAGAUUUAUUUCUGAGUUACAUAGUGAGUGUUGGAAUUCAUUUAAGUUUAAUGUAGUCCUAAUGCUGUUGAAAUGGUGCCCUUUUCAUUUUUAUAUGAUUUUUCCAAAGCAUAUCUUCAAAUACUAUAGUAUCCUCUUCCAGAAGAGGAAUUUUAUAGUCUGAUGGUAAAUGUCCUCGUUUUACCUUUUUAAUUGAAGUGUCAAGCUUCCUAAUUAUACUGUGGGAACCAGGAAACGUCAGACAUCAUUGUGUGUAUACAGACCUUUCUCUGCAUGGGUGAGUGAAUGCAGUGGAGAAGAGAGUGAGUGCUACGAAUGGUGUGAAACAGAAGCCCCAACUUCUAGUGCGCUGUCUUGAUCUUUGCAAUAAACUAAACUUAGAUAAUGUAACUUUGUAUAAUUUAGUAGUAUGUACUUGGGUUGUUCCUUUUUUAAAAUGAAGAUUUGUAUUUUCUCAUCUGUUCUUUUUGGUGGUAAUUAACCUGAAUGUUUUGGGGUUUUUUAAAUAUCAACAAUUGCUAUUGUAUAGUUUGCCUAAAAGAAAAUUUAAAUGUCAUCUUGGAAGGAUGCUCAAAUUUAUAAACAGAAGCCUUUUGUAGAUACAGGCUGAACAGAAAUAUGUUACCUUGCCAGAAGGAGACCUUGGGGGCACAUCUGGGAUAAUCUGAGGUUAGUAACUCCCUCACUACCUUCCCAUUUAAAAAAUAAUCUUCAUUACAGAAAAUUCAGAUAGGCAAGAAAAGGGGCGGGGCGUUAAGCAAAAUCAACUAUCAUCCUACCAUGUUGAAAUAACCAAUGUUAAUAUUUUGGUAAAUUCAUUUGUCCUUUUACUUUGCUAAAUAUGUAUAUUUUUAUAAAAAUGGGCUCAUACUUGCAUACUGUUUUGUAACCUGCUUUUUUCACUUAACAAUAUAUUGUAAACAUCUUUCCCAGGUCAUUACAUAGUCUUUUAUUUUUAUUCAUUAUUCUGUUGUAUGGCUGAACCAUAAUUUAUUUAAUCCUCUAUUGGACAUUUUGACUAUAUGCAUCUUUUCACAGUUAUAAACUACACUUCACUGAA
This is a messenger RNA of Ailuropoda melanoleuca (giant panda), 4138 nucleotides long. It is a transcript of the gene NFYB, whose product is annotated as nuclear transcription factor Y subunit beta. Gene Ontology annotation, molecular function: DNA-binding transcription activator activity, RNA polymerase II-specific; RNA polymerase II cis-regulatory region sequence-specific DNA binding; protein heterodimerization activity. Lineage: Eukaryota; Metazoa; Chordata; Mammalia; Carnivora; Ursidae. The record is from RefSeq and is a predicted model, not a curated record. Gene Ontology annotation, cellular component: nucleus; CCAAT-binding factor complex. Bases 1733 to 2368 code for a protein of 211 amino acids. The transcript has 8 exons. Gene Ontology annotation, biological process: regulation of transcription by RNA polymerase II.